CACAACAAGGCAUAUGUGAUGAGGUUUUUAAUGGGGCUUAAUGAGAACUAUGAGACUCUUCGUAGUCAAAUUCUCACAUAUGAUCCGUUUCCUUCAAUGAACAAGGUUUACUCUUUGGUUCUACAAGAAGAAUCACAUAAAAAUCUUGGUCAUGAAGGAUCAAGCUCAUCACAGGGAGAUGUAGUAGCAAUGUAUGCUAAUUCAAAGAACAAUUCAGGAGGUUAUUCUUCUUGGAACAAAGGAAAUGGGAAGAAAGAAAGGCCAUUUUGCACACAUUGUAACAUGUCUGGGCAUACUGUUGAAAAGUGUUAUAAACUUCAUGGCUACCCGCCAGGAUACAAGCCAAAAGGGAAAAAUAAUGCUAGUGCAAAUCAGGUCUCUUCACAUUUGAGCAAUGGAACUGAGAAUUUCACAUCAGGAAGCAAUUUGUGUCCUAUUUCCAAGGCACAAUGUGAGCAGUUAUUGGCUUUUCUCAAUUCUGGUUCAGGAUCUGCUUCUGGAGGUGAUGGAUCACACCAUGUAGCUAAUGUGCGAGCUUCUUCACGUAUGGCUGGUGUGGAAGGACAUUCUGGUGGCACUUUUGAUGUGUUUUCUUCACAAUCACAAGUUAAUUCCUCAGCCAAUCCUUGUUCUGACCUCAUGUCAGGACCUAGCUCAUUGGAGCACGAUUGGUCUGGGUAAGGAGAUCAAUGGUCUCUAUUUGCUGUUAAAGGGAGAAUCAGCACCAACUUCAAAUUCUGUUUCUUUGUCUGUUUCUGCUAAUAAGGUUCUGCCACACAUAUGGCAUGCUAGAUUAGGACACAUAUCAGAUGCCAAAUUGGCUUUAUUGAAUAAGAACAAUGUACAUUGUAUCAAUUCUAAUGCAAAUUUUCAUUGUGACAUUUGUCCACUUGCUAAACAGAAGAGAUUACCCUUCAAUAUCAGUACAACUAUUUCCAAUGAAUGUUUUGAUUUACUUCAUUGUGAUAUAUGGGGACCUUUCUCUGUUCCCACCACUCAUGGUUGUAGAUUUUUUCUAACCAUUGUAGAUGAUUGUUCAAG
This is a messenger RNA of Quercus lobata, 1041 nucleotides long. RefSeq lists its product as uncharacterized. The transcript has 2 exons. The coding region runs from base 19 to 681 and encodes 220 amino acids. The record is from RefSeq and is a predicted model, not a curated record. NCBI's taxonomy places the organism in Eukaryota, Viridiplantae, Streptophyta, Magnoliopsida, Fagales, Fagaceae.